This is a messenger RNA of Merops nubicus (carmine bee-eater), 1312 nucleotides long. It is a transcript of the gene KCNJ11, whose product is annotated as potassium inwardly-rectifying channel, subfamily J, member 11. The transcript has a single exon. Gene Ontology annotation, biological process: regulation of monoatomic ion transmembrane transport; potassium ion import across plasma membrane. The record is from RefSeq and is a predicted model, not a curated record. The annotation marks the transcript as partial. Gene Ontology annotation, cellular component: plasma membrane. Gene Ontology annotation, molecular function: ATP-activated inward rectifier potassium channel activity. Lineage: Eukaryota; Metazoa; Chordata; Aves; Coraciiformes; Meropidae.
CUCAUCUUCACCAUGUCCUUCCUCUGCAGCUGGCUGCUCUUUGGCAUGGUCUGGUGGCUCAUCGCCUUCGCCCACGGAGACCUGGACCACAGCACCCGGCUGCAGCGUGACCCCGGAGAGGGGGCGGCGGGGUCCCCGGCCGGCUUCGUGGCCUGCGUGACCAGCAUCCACUCCUUCACCUCCGCCUUCCUCUUCUCCAUCGAGGUGCAGGUGACGAUCGGCUUUGGGGGACGCAUGGUGACGGAGGAGUGCCCGGCCGCCAUCCUGGUGCUGAUUGUGCAGAACAUCGUGGGGCUGGUGAUCAACGCCAUCAUGCUGGGCUGCAUCUUCAUGAAGACCUCGCAGGCCCACCGCCGAGCUGAGACCCUCAUCUUCAGCAAGCACGCGGUCAUCGCCCUGCGGGAGGGCAAACUCUGCUUCAUGCUGCGGGUGGGUGACCUCCGGAAGAGCAUGAUCAUCAGCGCCACCAUCCGCAUGCAGGUGGUGAAGAAGACCGCCAGCCUGGAGGGGGAGGUGGUACCCCUCAACCAGAUCGACAUCCAGAUGGAGAACCCCGUGGGGGGCAACAGCAUCUUCCUUGUCUCCCCACUCAUCAUCUACCAUGUGAUAGACAAGAACAGCCCCCUCUACGACAUCUCCCCCCUGAACCUUCACCACCAUGAGGACCUGGAGAUCAUCGUCAUCUUGGAAGGGGUGGUGGAGACCACGGGCAUCACCACUCAAGCCAGAACCUCCUACCUGGCGGAUGAAAUCCUCUGGGGCCAAAGGUUUGUGCCCAUCGUGGCAGAGGAAGAUGGGCGAUACUCUGUGGACUACUCUAAAUUUGGCAACACGGUGAAAGUGCCCACCCCUUCGUGCACCGCUAGGCAGCUGGAGGAGGACAAGAGCAUCAUGGACACCAUGCCAUUGUCCCCUAAAGGCACAAUAAGGAAGAGGUCUGUCAAGCUAAAGCCCAGGUUUACCAUAAGCGAUGAGCCUUCCUGAUGCCUUUUGACUGGGAAACUCUGUUAGGGCUUUGUGUUUGAAAGAUCCCAUAAACUCAAAACACACUAACGUGGCCUCUUACUUUUUUUAAAAUUCAGGUUGGUAGCACAAGGUAUGUCUGGUGUUAUUUAUUGUGGGAGAAAUCUAAAGCUAAUUAUAUUUUUUUAAAGGUGUGAGAGAUUUCAAGCAGCACUAGGAGUAAGAAAAUCAUGGUCUGCAGCUUUAAAUUUCAAUUCAGACUGUCCUAGUUAAUUGCACGAUCAUUUUGCAUUGAUUCAUCUGCAGGUAAUGACAUUUUCUCUCAAAAAAGAAAAGAUUAUAUUUAUUC